Lindgomyces ingoldianus is the source of this 1416-nucleotide messenger RNA. Its product is annotated as zincin. The record is from RefSeq and is a predicted model, not a curated record. Gene Ontology annotation, molecular function: metalloendopeptidase activity; zinc ion binding. Bases 1 to 1416 code for a protein of 471 amino acids. Lineage: Eukaryota; Fungi; Ascomycota; Dothideomycetes; Pleosporales; Lindgomycetaceae. The transcript has 4 exons. Gene Ontology annotation, biological process: proteolysis.
AUGGCGUCUAAGCUUUUGUUCCUCCACGCAGCUCUUCUCGGGGUCGCCACAGCGAUCCAGAAUCCUAGUGCUGGAAUCAAGAAUAAUUUCAGUUCUGAAAGACGGCACCUCACCACCAUUCAAAUCAUCGAUGGCCUCGGAAAUCGUACUGUUGCCUACAAGCGAGUCGGCAAUGGCAUGGUCGUCAUUGACAGCGAUAUCGCCUACGCAGAGGAAUAUCUAUUGAGCAAGGCCGUGGGCCAGUACCAGAAACGCGCACAUUCAGUCCACGAGACUAACGAUUCCGUGGGCACCGUUUGGCCUAACAGCGAAGUGUUUUAUAAAUAUGACUCCGAGGAAGUUAAGAGCAAAUUGAAGUCUACAGUGGAAGAGGCAAUACAGCGCUGGCAGGCUGCAGUGCCUUGUCUGAAGUUCACGGAGAAAUCUAUUGAUGCUUCUUGGAAAGGCGUCGUGACCAUAUCUCAGAGCAAGGACUCGGGAGAACACGGUUCUCUAGGGUACCAACCAAAUUACCUCAUGAUAAUGGCACUUAGUCCUGGAAGCGGUCCAAAUGAGACAACUCACGAACUUGGUCACAUCCUCGGCCUCCGCCACGAGCACCAGCGCUGGGACCGUGAGAAUUACACGCACUUCAACUGUGAGGCACUACCUGUUACAUCAGAUUGUAACCCUUGCCUCAAAGAACCGACCGAUUGCUGCGGUCCGUCAUGCGAUUUUAACAUAAUUCCUUUCGACCAAUCAUACAGCACACAGGAUGGCGAUGCCUGCGGAGGUGCAUACGAUCUCAACUCUCUCAUGCACUACCCACGCUUUGCUGGUGCUGUCAAAGGGAAACUGACCUUUACGAAAGGGCCGGAUUUCUUCCCACCUACUCCAAGUGAAGGUGAUAUAUGCCGCAUCAAGAAGCUCUAUAACUGCCAUCCUCCACCUCCAUCCUCUCUAAGCUCUCGAAGCCUCUCAAACCUUCCAAGCUCUUCAAGCACUCUAAGGACCGCAAGCCUUCCACACCCUCAAAGCACCUCGAAACCUCGCAGUAACUCAGACUCUGCAAGCACCUCAAGCUUUCCAAGCACUGCCAGCCUUCCAACCCCUCUAAGCCUCCCAAGCCCCUCGAGCACCUCAAGCCCUCCAAGCAUCGCAAACCCUCCAAACCCUCCAAACCCUCCAAACUCAACAUGUCCUGGUUACUGUCAACCCUACCCUAAGACUAAUGACUGCCACCUCCCCUGUAUACCAAUUUUAGGGGAAAUCAAGUGGUGUGUUUGCACCUCCGGCUACAAAUCAUGCUUCCCAGAUAAUGACACCAAGCAUCAAUGGAGGGUGAGAUAUCCAGAGUUACAAGAUAGAGUUUGGCUAGCUGAAGGGGUUCAAUGCGAUACGCGCUCAACUGAGUACGAGGAGAGGAGAUGCCAUUGA